AUGAAGGUCACAUCAGCAGUGCUUCUGGGUCUCCCAGCGCUCUCCGUCGCCUAUCCAGGCAUGAUGGGUGCUUCGUCAAGAUCUGAGCUUGAAUCCCAGCUGAAGGCUGAAUACGAACGCGCAGCCAGCGAGAAACGCGAAGCCGAACCUCAAGUUACCAGCCUCCUGAGUGGUCUGACUGGUGUCGUCAACGGACUUCUAACCUCCGUCACUCAGGCUGUUGUCGUUUCCAGCAACAAACGCCCUGAGACAGGAUAUUCGUUUCAAGCUCCUGGGCCUGGUGACUCCCGCGGCCCUUGCCCGGGUCUCAAUCUUCUUGCCAAUCACGGCUAUCUCCCUCGCGAUGGUCAUGUUACCUUUGGUCAGAUUGUAGCAGCUACCGCCCGUGGUUUCAACAUGGGGGCGGACCUUGCUACGGUCUUGGCUACCUUUGCCGUACUGACAGAUGGAGACAUCGACACUUUAUCAUUCUAUCUCGGUGCUGGGAAGGGCGGUAUCGGCGGCCUGAACCGUCACUCUACCGUCGAGGCUGACAUAUCGCCAACUCGUGAAGAUUACUACAACGGCUGCGGAGACAACCACCACCUGUCCUCACGUAUCGUGAAGCAACUGGUCGGUUACGUUAAUGCUGAAUCCAGCAAGCAGUUUACAAUUAACGCCAUGGCCAACCAAUAUGCCCAGCUUGCGCAAUUCUCCAAGACAAACAACCCUUACCUCUACUACUUCCCAUUCCCUCAAAUCGUCAGUGUCGUGGCGUUCAACUUCUACCCCCAGUUCUUCUCCAACGGCACGUACGGUGCCGGUGGUGUCGCAAAUUACAAGAGCAUUUCCAGCAUUAUUGGCGCAGAAUACGACUCUAAGUCGGGCGAAUUCAAAUACGUUCCGGAGAGAUGGCCAGAGAACUGGUACCGCCGCGCCACCCCCUACGGCGCCGUCCAGGCACUCACAGAAGGCUUCACACUCGUCUACCCACGCAACAUCGUUACCCCUGGCGUGGCUCAACUCGGCACUGGAAAUUUCAACCUCCAGACUGUCCUUUGCGAUGUCUACCAGGGGAUCAACUCCAUUACACCUCUUCAAUUCGGCGGCUCGCUGGAGAAGAGUGCCAGGGCGGCUUCAUGGGCCAUUUCGGUUCUGGACCCAUACUUCAAGUUCACUGCUCUGGGAUGUCCCACCGCUGUUCUUUCGCCCAACACCGACAGCUUCUUGUACCCCAAUGCAAACAAGCAAGGUGGUCCUAAAAACGCACCCCCGGGUAGCAAGACGGGAGAUAAUGUGUAUAACAAGAUCUAUUUCACAUCAGCACCUGUGAAGCCUGCUUGUUAG
Messenger RNA from Dothidotthia symphoricarpi CBS 119687, 1326 nucleotides. RefSeq lists its product as uncharacterized. Gene Ontology annotation, molecular function: peroxidase activity. The transcript has 2 exons. NCBI's taxonomy places the organism in Eukaryota, Fungi, Ascomycota, Dothideomycetes, Pleosporales, Dothidotthiaceae. The coding region runs from base 1 to 1326 and encodes 441 amino acids. The record is from RefSeq and is a predicted model, not a curated record.